This is a messenger RNA of Fonsecaea nubica, 2496 nucleotides long. RefSeq lists its product as hypothetical. The transcript has a single exon. Gene Ontology annotation, molecular function: protein binding. The record is from RefSeq and is a predicted model, not a curated record. NCBI's taxonomy places the organism in Eukaryota, Fungi, Ascomycota, Eurotiomycetes, Chaetothyriales, Herpotrichiellaceae. The coding region runs from base 1 to 2496 and encodes 831 amino acids.
AUGAAGUGCUCACAUUUGACCCGGAGCGUCUUCCGUGCAAUCAUUGCCAACAAACCAUAUGCCAUUCGAGACUGCCAGAGAGUGAUCGGAAGGAGACCUGCCUAUCAGUCACCCUGCACCACCUAUCACUUCUACCAAAGACGACAUCUCUUUGGACUCAACUUUGGAGGUGCUCGACAGGGCUUCGAGGGUGCUAAAAGCACUCCUGCCAAUGUCGAACUUGCGCUGAGCAAGCUGGUUGAUCUCAUCAGGGCGCGAAGGAGCCAGUCUCGACUACCUCCGGAUAACGAAGUUGUCGAUGCUCUCAGAUUCCUGUUUACCUCUAGAAUCGAGUCCCCCCGACGCUUAACGAGAAAUGAGGUCUUCCUGGCCACUGAGGCUUUCAAGCAUUUACAAGAGCGUGGUCAUAUUUUCAUGGAAGACACCAAGACGAGUCUAUCAGAGGAAGAUCUGGACAAUAUUUUGCUGGCAUUAGCAUCUGCAACAGGUCAUGAUAGGUUUCGAACCGAUGCACGGAUUCUAGCAACCUUGGUCUUCGACGCACUCAAGGAUCGACCUGGGGCUGCAAAUGAUACCCACGUCCCCAUCCAGCCCAGUGGACAUCAUCGGGCUCCAGGUUCGCUCCUGUUGACCUAUAUUACCGUGCUCUCCAGAACAGGCUCAGCCCAGGACGCUCUAGAACUCCUUCGCAAAUCUCCCAACGCCUUAGAUCGAGCCAGCUUACCUAUGUGGACAACUGUUUUGAGAGGCCUCGCAAACGAAGGACGAAUGUCAGAGUUCUGGAAGCUCAUGCAGCAAGUGCAGAACACCGUCGGGCAACUGGAUGCUGUCUCUCAAGAAAUAUUAGUCACUUAUUUUGCACAGCAUGAUGAAAUUUCUACUUUGAAAAAGGUCUUCUCUCUACCUUUAGCGGAAGGUCAGCUGCCAACAACACCGACAUUAGUCAAGGUCGUGGACUGUGCGAUGCAGAACGGGGAAUUGGAAUGGGGCGCAAAGGCAGUGCACCUGCUGCAACAGAGGACCGAUGCAGGAGACAUAGCAGGGACUUUACUGCUCUGGCACGCUACGCAUGAUCCCGAUGUGAACCACAUACGCCAGAUGGUUCAACAGCUAUCGGAGCGAGGGGUUACCGAUGCAGUGUCAAUGAAAAGCCUGAACCGUGUUAUCGAGUAUGCAUAUACGCAAAAUAACCCGGAGACAGCCAUGCGCUAUCUGGAACUGGCCGAAUCUCUUGGUCUACACCCGGACGCCAGGACUCGAGCUUUGCAGCUGAAUUACGAAAUGAAGCGCGGAGAUCGUGCGGCUGCAGCCCUGGCUUACGAGCUUCUAUCCAGAGAAGAUAUACCCGUCGACAGGUCGGAUGUGCCAAUUCUAAACCACUACAUUGCCGCCUUGUCCUUCUCUGCAGAUCCUGAAUACAUGCAUCUGAUGCAGGUGGUUGACCACCUACUUGAAAGUGGAGCGGAACUAGAGGCUGAAGCAAUUGCGGGACUGUGCCACGUCUUCCUUCAAAAAGACGAAUUGGAAGAAGCAACAGGUUUACUCCGCCACCGCGUCGACAGCUAUCCCAUGGACGACCGGGCUAGAAUAGCUGCGGUCUUCCAACAAUUCAUCGUGGAUCCGACGGUCAAGGACCAGCGCGCCUACAAUGCCUACGAACUGUUCCGUCAUGCGUUCCCCGAAGCCCCGGUACGAGACCGUAUCACCCUGAUGCAGUCGUUCUUUGAUCGGAAUCGUCCCGACCUGGCAUGCCUGGUAUUCGGCCAUAUGCGGCAGCGUGAAGAUGUCGAAGCUCGGCCUACACCCGAGGCAUAUGCGAAAUGCUUUGAGGGGAUCGCCAAGUGUAAGGACAUCGACGGGCUACAGAUGGUCUACAAUAUGCUCAAACUAGACCUGGAAGUCGAACAGACGACGCGCAUCCACAAUGGGCUUAUGGCAGCAUACACGGAAUGUCAACAACCAUUUGUCGCGAUUAUCGAUCAUUUUUGGAAGAUCAUGGAGUCGCGCGAGGGACCCACGUUGAGCUCUUUUAUCCUUGCUCUGCGAGCAUGUGAGAGGUGGAUACCACAGGGCGGUCACGAGGCGAGACGUAUUAUGGCACUGAUGCAGAGUUUUAACCUCAUCAUCACAAAAGAAGUGUACGAUGCGUACAUUGGUGCCCUUGCUGGACAGUCCGAGUUCGAGAAUGUCGUGGAAUUGAUUGAGCAUAUGGAGCAGGAUACAGGCGAGCUGCCUGACGCUGUCACCAUUGGCACAUUCUACAACGCCAUACCCUGGCAGUAUCGCAAGGACGAGGUGGAGAAAUGGGCGAAGAAGGCCUAUCCAGAACUCUGGGCCGAGUUGGAAAGCUUUGGCGACAUCAUAGAUGAGGAGUGGGAGAUUAGGUACUUUAAGAUUGACCGCUCGGUGGAUAUGGACGACGAACUCUUGUUUCAGAAGGGCGAGUAUCAUCCUGUCAUUGCUCAAGAGAGUCAAGCGAGGUUGGAAACGCCCUGA